CCCGGGCCCGCCGGUGGUCCCACCAUGGUGGCCAAGCAGCGCAUCCGCAUGGCCAACGAGAAGCACAGCAAGAACAUUACCCAGCGCGGGAACGUCGCCAAGACCUCGAGGACGGCCCCGGAGGAGAAGGCGUCGGUUGGGCCCUGGCUGCUGGCGCUGUUCAUCUUCGUGGUUUGCGGAUCAGCCAUCUUCCAGAUCAUCCAGAGCAUCCGGAUGGGCAUGUGAGGGGCCCGUCGCCGGCGAGGCCCCCCGCGCCCUCCCCCAGCGCUGCCAUGGACUGUUUCCUCCGGCCGGCGCUCAGCCAGCCCCGGUCCGUCGCAGCAGCUGCCGGGCAGCGGUGCUCGGCUUCGGCCGUGUCGCAUUCCAGGUCCCUUCAGGAGUCAUUCCGAGUUUUCUAGCCCGUGCCACAGUGCCUUGAACAGCACCACAUGUAUAAAGCAAUAAAGUUCUAUUGUUGAUCUACAAUCGUGGACCUACUUAUUGGGUGAGGUGCCCAGUCCUGUGCGCUGUGGAUCUGUUAACGCUGUACCCAAGUUGGCAUUGUUGUAAGCACCGGCCCGAGGUCUGUGCCUGUCUCUGUAUAGCUGGAAAUGGUUUUAUUUAAGGUCUGAAGCCGGGGUUUCUAUAGUGGCUGGAGCCUGAAGCAUGUUAAUAGCGAAGCAGCUGGGCCACGCAGUUCCCUGUAGCUUACCCGAGUGCAUCGUCCCCUGUACGCGUAGAGUAGCCCCACUGCAGCAUGUGGCAGUGCCCCAACGCUUCCCACGGCACAAGCUGUCCCUUUUCUCCUGUCCCACUGAACAUGGAAUACUUGUUUGUGUAGCAUUAGCGGCGUUGGUUAGGAACUGGCCCGACGGAGCAGCAGCUGCCUCUUGACACCACCCCGUGGUGACAUCCCACAGACAUGGGCCGGAGCCCCCCCCGUGCCUGCCGCCGGCUGUAAAUACUUCAUGGACAACCUUCAACAAAGUGGUGGUGGUGGUGGUUCUUCUACGCUUGCUGAUGUUGUUUGGGAAUGCUCUGUGCAGGUGCAGGGACUCUGCCCUUCCUGCUGACCGUUCUGCUUUCGUGUGCAGCAUCUGCAGAGCAUGGUGUGGUCUUGCAAUCUAUAUUUAAUCCUAUUUAAGGUAAAUCCUGCUUACAGCUCGAUUUCAUCUAACAAUGGACCCCGUACUUAACCGCUUCCCUACGGAUGAUCCUUCUCAGUGAGACUGACUUAAAAAAAACAAACAAACAAACAAAAGAACAGAAAAAAAGUGGCCUCCUACACCUGGAGCCAUCUGUCCGAGAUCACAGUGGAAAAUGCUGCGCUUGAUCGUGUUCUGCUGCUGGUGGCUCAGGCUUUGCGCUGGCCUCGUGCUGCCUGUGGCAAUAACAGGCAGGCUGAAGUCACUCCGCUCCUCUACGCCGUGGCUAAAGGAAGGUUAUCCUUUUUUUUCUUUUUUUUUGGGGGGGGAGGGUGGUUCUUAGCAGAAGACAUUUAAAAUCUGGUUAUGCUAGAAGUAAUAGAAAAAAUGUUUCUCAUAGAGAUAAUGCAGUGGCUGUUACCCAUGAGGAGAUCUUUGUACGAGUGGUUGUGCUUCUGUAUGGAAUCAGCAGGGCCCGGCCUGAGCUGGCACUGCUAGGGGCAUGCCCCAGCUACUCUGUGUUCUCGGUCGCCUGUAUUUUGUACAUGGUGGUGGGGGGAAGGAUGUAUAA
Molecule: messenger RNA, 1695 nt
Organism: Indicator indicator
Lineage: Eukaryota; Metazoa; Chordata; Aves; Piciformes; Indicatoridae
Gene: SERP1
Product: stress associated endoplasmic reticulum protein 1
Exons: 3
Coding region: 25-225 (66 amino acids)
Biological process (GO): endoplasmic reticulum unfolded protein response
Cellular component (GO): endoplasmic reticulum
Source: RefSeq, a predicted model, not a curated record